AUGGGCAUGCCAUCGCCACCUGCGGCUGGUGAGGAGGUCGAUGCAAGCAACAACGCAAAGCGCAGCACCAGUUCAUCAAGUUACAUUGCCGAGGAUGCUGAACUGCGAAUCCGCAAUCUAGAUUUCUUUGUGGAAAGCAGGGGCAUUCGGAAGGACCUUCUGAUGAAUGUCACAGCCCACGUGCGCAGCGGGGAGGUGUUGGCCAUCAUCGGCGGUUCUGGUGCCGGGAAAACGACCCUUCUGGACAGCGUAGCUCUAGAGCCCAGACCAGGGAGACGAGCCGGCCAGGUGCUGCUCAACGGACAGGAGCUGGAUGCCUCGCUCUUCCGUGCCAGCUGUGCGUAUGUGGCACAAAGCGACGCCUGCGCUCCCUCGUUGACGGUCAAAGAAACCCUCCAAUUUGCUGCCAGCCUUUAUCAAGGUCGUGCAUCACGUGCCGACCGGGCAAAGAGGGUACAGCAACUCCUGGAGGAGUGUGGUUUGGAUGCCUGUCAACAGGUGAAGGUCGGAGAUGGCAUCGUCAUCCGUGGUGUGUCCGGAGGGCAACGACGGCGAGUCAGCUUAGCAGUCGAGCUCCUGAAGAGGCCCUCAGUCCUGGUGCUGGAUGAGCCGACCUCCGGUCUUGAUUCCAAGGCCGCCGAGGCAAUUGUUGAGCUUCUCACUGGCAUUGCGGUCGCCAACAACUUAGCGGCCCUUUGUACCAUUCAUCAGCCAUCCUCCUACGUUUUCCACCAGUUCGACAAGCUUCUCGUCCUGGCCAAGGGCAGGGUGUGCUACUUCGGAAAAGCAGAUGCAGCUCUCCAGCAGUUCCAGGACAUCGGGUUUCCGAGCCCGUCCGGGGUCAACCCGGCAGAGUUCAUGAUCCGCAUCACCAACGCAGACUUUGCCGAAGACGGGCAGGUCGAGAGGAUCUGCGAUUCCUGGGAUGCCAUUUGCAAGGAGGCCAAGCCAAGCUUGUCCGGAGUCUUGACGUGCGGUCCACCGGAGGCGGCUCCAAGGGCGUCGGCACGAAAGCAGGUUGGCAAGCUCUUUCUUCGUGCAGUUCGGAGCAACAUCAGGAACCCCAUGGCCUUUGCUGGACGAGCUUUGCUGACGGCCUUGCUUGUCAGCUUCGUCUGCAUGGCGUAUCUCGGUGCCCGGAAGCGGAACCAGGAGAAUGUCUUGAACUAUCUUUGGGCGGUGAUGUGGGUGCAACAACUGCCAGCUUUCCUUUGCAUCGGCGCUGUGCCGAACUUCGCGCGCGAGCAUAGCUGCUUCCGCAAGGAGGUGAAGAAUGGCCUCUACCAUCCCCUGUCGCAUCUUCUGGCAGACAUGCUGGUCAACGUGCCCAUUUGGUUCUUGCUCGCUGCUUCAGCCAUUGCGCCCUCCAGUCUUAUCCUGGACACGCCGGUGAUUCACACGCCAGAGCUGUGGUUACUCUUGGCUGCGUACAUUGGCUUCAACGACACCUUUGCGCAGCUUUGCGGCAGCCUUGGAACGGGAAGUGCGCUGGGCAUCAUGGUUUUUCUCAUGCAAACGAUCUUGAACAUGAUCUUCGACGGCACCCUGCUGGCCCACGAGGGGGAGGUUCCGUGGAUGAUGCGUUGGCUUUUCUACGUGGUGCCUUCGAAGUACGCCUUCCGAAGUGGUGUGAAGAUGGAGUUUGACAGCCUGGUUUUCGAAGGCUUCGAGACCUGCUCCGACCCAUCGUUGCCGCCGGACGUGAGGGCCGUGCUGCCCUGCUGGGGCCGCGAAGGUCUCGAUGUCGUGGCCGCUUUGGGCGGCCAGAUGUUCCCUGUCCUGCAGGGCGACUUCACUUUUGUUGGAGACUUGCUGAUCAUCUUCGGGGAACUGGUUCUCCUCAAGUGCACGCAUGCGGUGCUGAUGCUCAGAGCCUAUCAUAGCUGCUGCAAUUGCCGGCGGGCAAAGGCCUAUGUGACAGCCAGGCGCAUAGAGAAGGAUGUGAUGAGUCCGGACACCCGGCGCCAUCGACGCGUUUGA
Molecule: messenger RNA, 1980 nt
Organism: Symbiodinium sp. CCMP2456
Lineage: Eukaryota; Dinophyceae; Suessiales; Symbiodiniaceae
Source: the annotation of a GenBank genome assembly